AUGCUCUGGAGCAUUUGAAAGAUGAUGAGUGAGUAAGUGAUGACAGGGAAGAUUCAAGAUCGGAACAAGUUUGGAUAAGAAAAAGUUUGGUCACUCUGUUAGUCAACAUUGUAUCUCUAUGUAAGUGUCUAGUAAAAGUUGAAAGAAUUGAAAUGUUUACCAAAUUGGAUUAAACAAUUGGAAUACAAUUGAAACAAUUAACAAUAAAUAUCAAAAGACGAAUCUCAAAAUGGAUUUACUCAAUUCAUCAUAUUUCAUCUGUUUUUAUAUCAUACUCAAUGUUGCUAAAGAGGUUUGGUCACUUGAAAUAACACAAUUUGUUGUACCUAAAUUAGCCGUUGUUGGCAAAUCGUAUGAACUUAAAUGUUCAAUUAGAGCAAAUGAAGGUAAAUUGGCAAUCAUUAAAUGGUAUCGAAACGAUUCGGAAAUAUAUCGAGUUCAAAUUAAACCAGCAAAGACCAAAAUAUUUCCUGCAGUUGGAAUCAAUAUUAAUGUAAGUAAAACACAUUCAGCAUUUGUCACAAACCCAUCAAACUAG
Messenger RNA from Tetranychus urticae (two-spotted spider mite), 538 nucleotides. The record is from RefSeq and is a predicted model, not a curated record. NCBI's taxonomy places the organism in Eukaryota, Metazoa, Arthropoda, Arachnida, Trombidiformes, Tetranychidae.